Messenger RNA from Nilaparvata lugens (brown planthopper), 1201 nucleotides. RefSeq lists its product as uncharacterized. The transcript is spliced from 3 exons. NCBI's taxonomy places the organism in Eukaryota, Metazoa, Arthropoda, Insecta, Hemiptera, Delphacidae. The coding region runs from base 297 to 524 and encodes 75 amino acids. The record is from RefSeq and is a predicted model, not a curated record.
GCAAGCUAUGAACAAACUAGAAGGCAGUAAUUUUGGCGGGCAUUCAAAUGUCAAAUUAGAUAAGAUUUUGAAUUUUUCCUUCUUCUUGAACUGCUUAAACUAAUAUAAUGUAUACUAUGAAAUUACCAACUUAUUGCAUUAUUUACAAAUUACCUUAGAGUUGAAAAAAUCGUUCUUAUAAUUGCAAAACUUUAAAUCGAUUAAUAGAGGACAAGAUCUUCAGUUUAUAUUCAGAACAAUGAGGUAGCAGAAAAAAAAUUGCAUGUUGUAUUCCAAAUCAACUAAAAACAGCAAUUAUGGGAGAUGUUGGUGUUGAAAAUAAAACAGAUUGUAUGCCAUGCAGAUUGAUAAGCGGGUUUGGUGUAUUUGGAAUAGGCAUCUACUUGCAUUUCCAAGCUCGCCACUCGAAAAACGUUUUCAGUAGACGUGUUAUUCAGGCCCUGGGAAUCGGUGUUUGUGGUAUAGGCAUCGCAAGGCUACUAGACUUGCCUCCAUUCAGAAAGGAAGAAACCGACAAAAAAUAAUUUAAAAUUGUAUCAAUAAUGAUUAUAAAGUGGAAAUAAUAGAUGACUAUUAACUUAUUAGAAAUAAAUUCAACUACAAUAGUUCUGUUUAUCAAUUAUUAUUUAUAUUUGUACAAAAAACACUGAUAUAUAAAAAAGUAAAAUCGUAUGGCUUUUGUUGGUGGGGAGUCCCUUGCGGGAGGGUCCCACCGCCUGAAUAUAUAAUUUAAGCCGUCAAUGGGCCUUACGACUGUCAUACUUCUUCAGCCGGGACCAACAGUUUAACGUGCCCAUCCGAUAACACGGGAGUGAUCUGGGUAGAAAACUUUUUGGUAUUGAGAGGGUUUGAACCCGGGAUCUCUGUGCUGCUACGCAAGCACUCUAUCCACUAGACCACGGAUCACUCCACCGUGAUAUAAUAACAUUGUUAGAUAAAAUACUAAGGCAAUCCUUGUGUUAUUCUUCUUCAAAUUCAAGUGAUGACACAAAAGUGGGUCAGGCUAUACGUUCCCUUUAUUUUUCCAAUUCAUAUACUCAACAUGAUUCAAUAAUUAAAAGUUCCAACUAGAAUAUUAUAUUUGAUUUAUCAUUGUAUCAUUGUUAUCUAUAUUAUAUUAUAUGGGUCUAUCAUUGUAUCAGCAUUUUGUAUUCUUCUAAAAUAUUAGUUGAAUAAUUAAAGUAUGUUGGUCUCAAAUAAA